GAACUUUGUGGAUUUGUGUCAGAAGAAAACUGAACUCAGAACGCGAUGGGGAAAAUUUGUAUUUUGGUUCUGGCUUUGUCUGCGGUAGCAGUGCAAUGCGCUGUUAUUAGUCGUGAAGAUGGUGUUCACAAACGUGUGGAGCGUUCUCCUUGCGCAACAUGCGGCGGAAAGGAACCUGGACCACACGGACCUCCACACCAUGGGCCUCCCCCGCACGGACAUUACGGAGGAUACUACCACAGCGCUCAAUGGACUGGAAUUGCCGAUGAUGGCGUCCAACGAGGAGUGUUCAGUGGCGCAGCUGCAGCCGCUGGUGACUUAGGCGAAGCUAGUGGCGCUGCGUACUCCAUGGCUUCCAGUGCGGCAACCGGCAGUGGUAGCUUAAAUGUUGAAGAACAAUCUUCGCAAGGAAAUGAUGCUCAAUCAGUUCAACCUGCUGGCGGCCACGGCGGAUAUGGUCAGCACACUGGCUACGGCUCUGGUAAAUUGCAGACCGCAACCAACUCUGGUUCUCAAUCAUUUGAGAGUAGCUCACAAUCCGGUGCUGGAUCUAAUUCACAAGGAUUUGGUGAAAAAGAUGAUUCUAAAUCUCACGGCUUGGGAGGACAAGCCGAUUCUAAAUCUCAAGGUUUCGGGGGACAAGCUGAAUCCAAAUCUCAAGGUUUCGGAGGACAAGCUGAAUCCAAGUCGCAUGGUUUUGGUGGACAAGCCGAUUCCAAAUCUCAAAGCUUCGGAGAACAAGCUGAUUCCAAGUCGCAUGGUUUUGGCGGACAAGCUGAUUUCAAAUCUCAAGGCUAUGGAGGACAAACUGAUUCUAAGUCUCAAGGCUUUGGUGGUCAAGACAAUUCUAACUCUCAAGGUUUCGGUGGUCAAGCUAACUCCAAUUCUCAAGGAUCUGGUGGAUAUCACCACAAAUCAGACGCUGGUUUUGGUUCCCAAUCAUCCCAGAUAAACUCUCACCAAUCAAGUGGCUCUUACGGUCAAUCAUCGGGAGGCUAUGGUGGGCAUUCCAAACAUGCUGAGAAACAAAGUGAAAACUUCCAAAGUGGCAGUGCCCAAAGUGGCAACUCCCAAGGCGGCGAGUCAGAAAAAGGUGAUAAACAUGGAGCAAGCUUUGAGAGCCAAUCUGGAAGCCAAGGUUUUGGCAGCGGUAACCAACAAUCAAGUGGAUUUGGUUCAUCUGGAUCAUCAUCAUUUGGGAACUCUGAUAAUGCUAAGAGUGGAUCUAGUGCAGUAGGAGCAGGCGCACCGACACCACUAGCAUCUAACCAAGGAAGUGGUAACUAUGGGGGCUCAUAUGGUGGUGGACAAGCUUCAGGAAGCUAUGGAGGGUCAUACGGCGGUGGGCAUUCAUCAGGAGGCUAUGGAGGUAGCGCCUACGGCUCUGGUGGCUAUUCCGGUCACGGCUAUUCAGGGUCAAGAUACAGAUCUUCUCAAACCGCAUUAAAAGGUGCUUUGAACCUCGCCUCUCAAGGUUUACAAACAGCUGGUCAACAGGAAACUGGAUGCAGUACUUGUGGAAAGAGCAACUUUGCCUUGAGUAACGCUAAGAGUACCAAUGGAAAUGCCAUCGCUUUGGCUGUCAGCGGCUAAAUAUAAAAAUACAUUUGGAUCUUGAACUACAUUAGUACCUGGGAGCAAAACCCUUAACUAAUAAAAUAAUAGUCUUAGGUGGCGAUACGACUUUUAUUUCUUAGUGUUGUGAAAUGAAAAUGUACUUGAUUUGUUAACAAUAAGUAAAUGCUUAAAAUAAAUAAACUAUUUAUUGAAUAUAA
Molecule: messenger RNA, 1775 nt
Organism: Trichoplusia ni (cabbage looper)
Lineage: Eukaryota; Metazoa; Arthropoda; Insecta; Lepidoptera; Noctuidae
Product: glycine-rich cell wall structural protein 1.8-like
Exons: 2
Coding region: 46-1593 (515 amino acids)
Source: RefSeq, a predicted model, not a curated record